This is a messenger RNA of Sapajus apella (tufted capuchin), 1497 nucleotides long. It is a transcript of the gene NMNAT1, whose product is annotated as nicotinamide nucleotide adenylyltransferase 1. Gene Ontology annotation, molecular function: nicotinamide-nucleotide adenylyltransferase activity; nicotinate-nucleotide adenylyltransferase activity. Gene Ontology annotation, biological process: NAD+ biosynthetic process. The record is from RefSeq and is a predicted model, not a curated record. Lineage: Eukaryota; Metazoa; Chordata; Mammalia; Primates; Cebidae. The transcript is spliced from 5 exons. Bases 447 to 1289 code for a protein of 280 amino acids.
GGACCGCGCCGAAGGAGCACUUCCGCCGGACGUACGCACUUCCGGCCUGCUGGAACCAAUGAGAGUGCGGCCGAGGUGUUCCCCUCGCUGGCGUCCGGGCCGCGGGUGGUCUCCGGGAGCAUUGGGGCCGGCGGACAGUGAGGGCGCGGUAAGCUCCCCGUAAGGAGCCCUUGAGAAACUGGUCUAUAGGGGAGUCAGUCCAGGACCCCUUUUAGUCCCAGACAUAGGGGAGUACAAGAUAGUGGAGUCUUUAGGGUAGAGCAUGACUCGAGGCAGGCUCAUAUUCAAGUCUGGGGCAAGGAGCAUUGAUUGACCGUUAGUUUUUUUCAGUGGAACCAAAAACUUGGGUAAAAUUGCUUCUGACCUUCGGAACGGAUGGAUUCACCUUAGACAACAAGGGAGGUGUCACAGUUUUCCAUUUAGAUCAGCAACUUCAAGUUCUUACCAUGGAAAAUUCCGAGAAGACUGAAGUGGUUCUCCUUGCUUGUGGUUCCUUCAAUCCCAUCACCAACAUGCACCUCAGGUUGUUUGAGCUGGCCAAGGACUACUUGAAUGGAACAGGAAGAUACAGAGUUGUCAAAGGCAUCAUCUCUCCUGUUGGUGAUGCCUAUAAGAAGAAAGGACUCAUUCCUGCCCAUCACCGGGUCAUCAUGGCUGAACUUGCCACCAAGAAUUCCAAAUGGGUGGAAGUUGAUACAUGGGAAAGUCUUCAGAAGGAGUGGAAAGAGACUCUUAAGGUGCUAAGACACCAUCAAGAAAAACUGGAGGCUAGUAACUGUGAUCGCCAGCAGAAUUCACCUACGCUAGAAAGGCCUGGACGGAAGAGGAAGUGGACUGAGCAAAAACAAGAUUCUAAUCAAAAGAAAUCCCUAGAUCUGAAAACAAAAGCUGUACCCAAGGUCAAGCUGCUGUGUGGGGCAGAUUUACUGGAGUCCUUUGCUGUUCCCAAUUUGUGGAAGAGUGAAGACAUCACCCAAAUCGUGGCUGACUAUGGGGUCAUAUGUGUUACUCGGGCUGGAAAUGAUGUUCAGAAAUUUAUCUAUGAAUCGGAUGUGCUGUGGAAACACCGGAGCAACAUUCAUGUGGUGAAUGAAUGGAUCACUAAUGACAUCUCAUCCACAAAAAUCCGGAGAGCCCUCAGAAGGGGCCAGAGCAUUCGCUACUUGGUACCAGAUCUUGUCCAAGAAUACAUUGAAAAUCAUAAUUUGUACAGCUCCGAGAGUGAAGACAGGAAUGCUGGGGUCAUCCUGGCUCCUUUGCAGAGAAUCACUGCAGAGGCUAAGACAUGAGAAUUCUACAGCAUCAUAUUUUGGACUUCCCGUUUGGGGAUCUGAAACAAUCUGGGCGUUAGUAACUGGGGAAGGAAGUUGUGAUCUGUUGCCUAAACUAAAGCUUAAGUUGAGUAAAAACUGGCCUGGUGUGGUGGCUCACGCCUAUGUUCCCAGCACUUUGGGAGGCCAAGGCAGGCAGAUCACAAGGUCAAGAGAUCGAGACUGU